Parus major (Great Tit) is the source of this 7859-nucleotide messenger RNA. RefSeq names its product calneuron 1 (gene CALN1). Bases 760 to 1470 code for a protein of 236 amino acids. Lineage: Eukaryota; Metazoa; Chordata; Aves; Passeriformes; Paridae. Gene Ontology annotation, molecular function: calcium ion binding. The record is from RefSeq and is a predicted model, not a curated record. The transcript has 7 exons.
CCCACCAAGUUUGGCUGUUUUCCGUGCAGCAGCUGCCUCCCCCCGGGCCCGUGCCGCGUCCCCUCCCGGCCGCUCCGGGAGCGCUCGGGAUGCGCUGAGAUGGGAGCGGGACGGGCGCGGUGCCGGGAGCGGCUCCCCGGGCUCCCGAGGAGAGCUGAGUGAUCCUGCCUGGCUCCCAGGGCUCGCUGGACUACAGGAGGAGCUUCCCGCAGCCUGGGCAGUGGAAUUUGCCCGUUGUCGAGCCGCACAAGGCCGGCACUGGCACAGGACUGGAGCGCCCGGGGUGCUGGCAUCACGUAGGCAGCUGCCACCGAAAUGACACACUUGAUUGAAGGCCAAAAGAACCCAAUACGUAACUGCUGUGAUUAAGCUCCAUAUGAUGCCUCAGAGCAAGUAAAAACCCCUCCUUCAUCUCAUCUUGCUUGUAACGAGACAGCCGUUGCAGGGAUCUCAUUUGGGUCAUGUUGUGGCUUUUGGGGGAUUUUGGGGGGGUUGUUUUGGGUCGGGCUUUUUUUGCUUCUGGCUGUACACACCCAUGACCUGCAGAAAUCUGCACCCCCGCGAUGCCCCCUGAGAGCCUGGGGCUGUAGGUGUGCUGCUAGCUGGGAAUACAAAUCCGAGCAGCCAGGUUCUGUCCAAUCCGUGCUGGAGGCUUCUCCUGGUGCAGCCGAUCCCUUCCCUGCCAGCUCUGUGACUGUGGAUGGCUUUAGGAGCAGAAUUUUGGGGCUGUUUGGGGCUCUCCUGCCCCAGCCCAUUGCCAUGGCCGGUCCCGUGCGGCUCCCCCCUCCUCCAGGAGCGCUGCCCCUGGAGAAGAUGCCAUUCCACCAUGUGACAGCUGGCUUGUUGUACAAGGGCAAUUACCUGAACCGCUCGCUGUCGGCCGGCAGUGACAGUGAGCAGCUGGCCAACAUCUCCGUGGAGGAGCUCGAUGAGAUCCGAGAGGCUUUCCGAGUGCUGGACCGGGACGGGAAUGGCUUCAUCUCCAAGCAGGAGCUGGGCAUGGCCAUGCGCUCCCUGGGCUACAUGCCCAGCGAGGUGGAGCUGGCCAUCAUCAUGCAGCGCCUGGACAUGGAUGGGGAUGGCCAGGUGGAUUUUGAUGAAUUUAUGACGAUUCUGGGACCUAAGCUGGUGUCAUCAGAGGGCAGGGACGGCUUCCUGGGGAACACAAUAGACAGCAUAUUCUGGCAGUUUGACAUGCAGAGGAUAACGCUGGAGGAGCUGAAGCAUAUCCUGUACCACGCCUUCCGCGACCACCUCACCAUGAAGGACAUCGAGAACAUCAUCAUCAACGAGGAGGAGAGCUUGAAUGAGAACUCUGGGAACUGCCAAACGGAGUUUGAAGUGCACGCCCAGAAGCAGAACCGCCAGACGUGCGUGCGCAAGAGCCUCAUCUGCGCCUUCGCCAUGGCCUUCAUCAUCAGCGUGAUGCUGAUCGCGGCCAACCAGAUCCUGCGCAGCGGCAUGGAGUAGUGCUGGCACGGCUGGAGAGGUCCUGGCACGGGAUGGCAGCCAUGCAUGCGCACCCGGGAGAGCUCCCGCCCCGAUCCCACGGCACCGACACGCGGGCACAGCCGGCGCCUGCGGCAGGAGCCUGAGCCAGCAGCGUGUCCUGUGAACCAACCACAUCCUUUUGGCAGGGACAUCAAAGGGCUGUUCUAAUGCUUUAAAGGUUUUGUUUCCUAAUGCAAUAAUCCCAUAUCCAGGAGUCCCGUAUUAUUGCUUCGAAACAGCAAUGGCAGCGCGGAGGAGGCCGGGCUCUGGCGCUCUGCGCUUUGAAGGAGGCCCAGCCUCGGGACUCGUCCUUCCCGCAGGGCCCAGCCUGUCCCACGGAGCUCCCGCCGGGCCCACGCUCGCAGGAAGUCGAUCGUAGCAUUGCCACAAGCGAGUUCCUUUUGUUCCACGUGUUCCAGCUUCACUUUCCUUUUCCCUUAUGACCAUGCCAUGGAGUUUACGGCAUUAGAGGGGAGCUAGAGCAUCCUUGUACAGUAUUUUCUGAUGAAAAAAGGGGAGAAUUUGCCAGCACCAUACAAAAUGUCUAUUUUUUGCUUCAUCAACUCCACCUUUGACAUGAGACUGUGGGGUAGCAGGAGUCUGUUGGCCAUUUUUUUCUGACUGUGAAUCAGGGCUUGAGGAGCACCACCUGGGCAUUGCUGAACUUGUGCAAAGUCUUCCAAGGGACUCUGCCACCACCAGCGCCAGCUAAACUUCCCUCUCCUCGGGCCUUUCUGCAUAUUCAACAUUUCCUCUCCAGCAGUUUUCCCCUUCUUCUUCAUUGGUCUUCAAGAAUUUUUCCCAGGUGAAAAUCCUGAGGGAAGCUCUUCUCGAGCUUUCCUCCCCUGUCCUUGCUUGCACAAUUGAAUUGAUUCCAUUUCAUGUGGCCUGCUCAUGAUCUGCAGUGAAACCUCCAUGGCAGACAUCAUCCUGUGGGGGAGGUUUUAUUUCCACCCGCAUGGUAAAGUGUGGAUUUGACCAGACAAGUUCUCCGUUCCCUCCCAGGACCCAUCCCACCACCCCCAUCCCAUGGGCAGGCUCCAAAGGGGGAAAAGCCGAGUGCAGCAGGAGAAGGAGCCAGACCUGAGCCCACUCCUGUGUGUUUGAAGUGUGUCAGACUUCCAGGUCGGGGAGCGCUGGGUGCUUUUCCUGGAACACCUCUGACGGAGCAGCAAGGAGAAGAUGGAAGGAUGCAGAGCAGGGACACCACACGGGAAGUGCAAGGAGCCAGGAUUGCUUGGGAAUGUGUUUUUCCUUUAAAACUUGAUACAAAUCCGUGCAUUUCCCUUUGGAUGAACUGUGCCCCUGGGUGCCACACCAGGACAGAGGUGAUCUCCUGCCCUCCUGGGAGCUUCUCCCAGCUGGUGAUCGUGGAGUGCUCCAAGGGGGUUCCAUGGAGGCACUCGGGUGUUGGAGUGGGGUGGCUGUGCUGGGAGAGCUCCAGGCACACCCAGGAGCCCUGAGAUGUCGCUCCUGGAAGUGGAGGUGACUGUUCCCUGUGCCACAGAGGGUGGGGUGGCUCCCCUGGGGGUUGCACAGUCCCACACUGCAGCCAUUGGCUUCCACUGGAUCCAUCCCCAACACCCAUCCCAGCUCUUGCUUUUCCACCUGAGUGACAGCAUUUACCUGCAUUUUUGGCAGCCUUAUUUAAAAGUCUGCUGCUCUUUGUCCUGUCUCCCACCACCCCUCUAAACUCAAGUCACUUUUAGGUGUCUCAGCUCCCACCUCCACCUUGUCCUGCCAUUUUCCUGGUGUCCCCUCCAUCCCAAAGACAACACCUUUUCCUCAACAGCUGAGUCGGUUUGUUCUGCCUUUCCCAAACACACAACUCCUGCAUUUCUGUUCUACUGUGACCAACAGAGGUGAACUGCAUUUUUUCCAUAAAAAAAAAAAAUUCUGUCUCCCAGAAGAUGGAGAGAUUUCCAUUUGCUCCAGGGCAGCAGCAGAAUAUCUGUGGGAUAUUCUGGUGUGGGAUUCUCGUGCUGGGGAGCCCAGACACGUUUUCUGUGCUGGGCAUUACAGAUAAUGAGCUUGGAGACAAUUCUAAGGAAACUCAUCCCCAUUUUUAGGUCUCAGGGGUCUGUGGAAAGGUGGCAGCUGUGGGAAAAGUCUGAAUGUUCCUUGCCACAGAGGAAUACUCAUUUUGUCCCUGGGAUGAUGCUGGAGUGAGCAUGGGAGGGGAGGGAUGGGGGGAGGACAGGGCAGAGUUCUGCACUGAGCCCAAACCCACAACCCUAAACCAGGCAUUUCCCCACAUCUCCUCACCCACAAACCCCCAGCAGACUGCAGGCCCAGAAGCACCUCAUGGACAAUGAUUGUCUGCAUUCCCUGAAGCUUUCUGGAAAGUUCCAGAGUUCCUUUCUGCAUGCUCCAUAAACCCUUGUAAAUACAGCCAUUCUCCAGCCCAACCCUUCCCCGUGCAGCUCCAUUUGUAAAACCAAACCUAUAAUGAAUAUAUUGGUAAAAGCCAUAGCCUGGUGUCAGUAGAGUUCAUUGCACAACUCCCCACUGAUUUUACUGGGUACAGGAUUUUGGGGGCUUUGGGGUGUGAUUUUUCUGUAGGGAACCUCACGUUUCCAUCAUGAAUCAGGGUCAUGUCUUGCCAGAGGUCUCCUUCUCCUUCCUCCAUCUCCAGGCAUCUUUAGUCAGUGACUUCUGGCAAUGCAGGAUGGAUGAGGCCAAGUUAUUCCAUCCUUUCCUUCCCCACAACCUUCCCAUCCAGCAGCAUUGGAUGUCUCCUACCUCCCUCCCUCCCUGGCUCCAUUUAUGUAAUAACCAUUUAUCUCUUUUUUUUUUUUUUCUCUUCGACACAAGAGGGGAAAAAUAGGGCUUUUUGCUGCUUUUACAGACAGGAGGUAAAAAUAGAGCAGUAAAAUUCUGAUUGGAACCUGAUGGCAAAAGCUGAGGGGGGAGAAAGCAGAAGAAUCAAAGACAUAAAAAUAAAAACCCCACAUCCCAUACUUUAAGGAAAAAAAACCCUAUUUAAGUGCUAAUUAACAUACUUUAAAAAAUACCCAGACUGCAGCAGAGCUGUCAGAAAAAGCUCUAAACUUCUGCUCUUGCCAGUUCCAGGAGGAUUGAAGUGUCUUUUCAGCCCUGCAGUUCUGGAGGAACAGGAGAUUGCCAUGGCAACCCUGGCUGUUCGUGACAUGGGUGCCACCGUGACAGAGCACACGCCAUCCCAGACUUCCAGGGAUGGGCAAACAGCUCCCAGCAGUGGGACAGGGGCUUUUCAUGGAUUAGGAAAUUAUUAGGAAUUCGUGAGCAGCUCUGGUGGCUUGGCCACAAAAACCCGUGUGCAAUUAAGGGGUUGAGGUGCAGGGAAGGCUUCGAGAGGGACGUGGUGAUUUCAGCCCGAGAGAGGCUUUGGUUCCAUCCAGGAGGGACUGAGAUCACUCAGCCUGAGCCCUUUCUGUCCUGGGCUUGCUGAGGUCACUUUGGGAAGGUUCUCCAGGUGGGGCUGGAGCUCUGCUGGGAAGGAUUUGGGUUCCUGCUCCUGCACCCUGAUCACCACUGAGCUUUAGCAGCGCUCGGAUUCCCAGCUCCUGGAGGAGCCAGCAGGAGCACCAGCAGCCUCAGCAAUGCUGAGAUAGCCUGGAGGCCGUGGGGAGGUGAAUUCCAGCAAAAGCUGCUAAGGAAGGAACACUGCUCACCUGUCAGGGUGACAGGAAUCACUUCUGUCAUUCCAGUUUGUCAGACCAAAGCCAUUCCCGUGGGGCAGCCGUGAGGAGAGCGCAGCUGGGGAGUGUCCAGGCAGGACAGGGGCAGUGCCUUUGUCCUGUGCACGGCCAGGAGCUGGACACAGGUCCUUGUGGCUCCUUUCCAGCUCAGGAUACUCUGUGAUGGUGGUGCUGCUUCCCCUGGAGAGCCAGACCCUGCUCACAGCCAGGUUAGGGUUAGGUGUCACCUCCAGGGCCACCCACGAGUGCACCACUGAGGAGGAAUUUCUGAUCAGAAGCAAUGGCAACAUAACUGAAAGGUUUAAAUUAGGAAAGCUUGGCUUUGUUAGGACCGUGAUCCUCACGCUGUGAGAGAUAAUUAGAUAGAGAUAUUAAAGAGACUUCACAUGAAAAUCCUUCGUGCUCGAUUCCCCUAUCCCCCAGUCACUGUCAGCACCUGGGACAGUGAUCACAGAGCCCAGGUCCAGGGUGAGCAGGAGGGUGGGAGGGAGGAGGAUCCCCAGCUCCUGUCCCUGCUCCCCUGUGAGCCUAAGCUGAAUAUCUGGGUGUAAUCCAGUUCAUUGGAGAGAUUCCAUCCUGGUUAUCCAGAGGUUUCACCUGCUGGACAUGUGCACUGGGAGGGCUGGAUGUUGGCUGCUUUCAUUCCAGCACCUUGGAUACUCUUUAAACUGGGCCAAGUAAAGAGGGGUUUCAAAUCCAGAACUAGGGUAGGAAGCAAGCAAAGCAAGCUGAGGUAGAAAACAUUCCCAAAGCUGCCACUCUGGGUGGCUUAAACCCGUUUGGAUGAGCUGAGUACCCACUGGUCCUUUCUUCCAUUGAACCAUAGGAAUAUUUUGUCCCCAAGUCCCACUCUGCAUCCUCUGCCUGUUGCAGGAGAGGGAGACAGCUCCAGGGAGGGGCUCCAUUCUCAGCCAGGGCCCUGAAAGCCGGGGGGAUUCUCAGCUUUUCCCAUGGAAAACUCAUUCCCAGCACGUGCUGGGAGCUGCCAGGGCUGUCAGCACCCCGAGGUGACAGGAGCACAGCCCCUGUCAGCCCUGGAUCAGCGAGGGGAGAAGCAGUGGGAGGAAUUCCAUUAGAAUCCCUGAGAAUGAAGUCCCUUAUUUUACCCACCCCUGUAAUCCAUGAUUUAGUUCCUGCUUUAUGGAUGAGCGUUUGAAAGAAGAAAAACCAACUCUUCUAAAAUGAGAAUCUGAUGAAGUGUCUUUUUUUCUUGGCUCUGAAUCACGCUUCCAUUCCACUGAUGAAGAUGUACAGAACUUGCUGGGUUUCAAUCUAUUAUUUUACCCUCCUUUGCUCUGACAGUACAAUUACAUUUCCCUGGCAGCACUUAAAACCUGUUCCUUUCCCAGGAUUUUAAUGCAGGAAAAGAAAAGUUUCACAACAUUUCCAUCUCUGCGUGUUGUUGGCUGUUCUCAGGAUGGGGUCUGCAUUUCUCCAGUUCAAGAAGGACAUUUUAGUCAGCUCUAGGAAGUGCAAAAGCUUCACCAAGAGCAAGGCAGGUAGAAAAUCUAACACCAUUUUAAUUGGAAGUGUGCUCCACUUACACCUUUCUGCUGGAAAACUGCUGUAAUUUGGCAUCUUCACUAUGAAAUAAUUGCAGCCACAGAAGAGGGAGAGGGGAGAAAAAAGGAAUCCUCUGGAUCUAGAGGAUCCUCUGGAUCUAGAGCUUGAUAAUCGACAAUUUGAUGAUGAAAGUACCACAGGGUUUUUCUAAAUUAUCUGUCAAGACAGAACAAAACAUUUUGUAGCCUUGAAAACCAUUGCCAAAUGAAAUUGUUAUUUCCCACCCUGUUAUUUCCCCAGCUGUUCCUGGCCUGUCUGUGGCAGCAUCCCAAAGCAGCAGCUGGAUCUGCCCCACUCUGGUGAGAUCCAUGCUCCAGCUUUCCUUUCCCAGCCGCUCCUGUGUCUCCAUCAGCCACCCAGGAGACCUUGGCAAGCUCUGAGGUGGCUCCAGGAGCCCCUGCCUGGUGCCACCAUCCCCUGGGCACAUCCUGUCCCUCCUGGGGACAAGUCCAAAGGGUGCAGGUGGUGCUGCCAACACCAAUCCCCCAAUUCCUACCUCUGCUCCACUGCAGCCCCCAAGGCUGGGCUCACAUCCCUGGGCAGCUCCUGCUCCCUCAGCUUCCUCUGGGCUGGGGCCCCAGGUCAAUUAGAAAUAACUCAUUAGAGUUAAUUGGCUUCAGGGAGAACAAGCCCAGGCCCCAGCCUGUUGCCAUUUAAUCCACAGCAGGGUCGAAGGACUCUGCACCUCCUGAUUCCUCUCUAGGAAGUUCUCUGCUAAUCCCUGUGUCUCCCUUUUGUUACCAUCUAAUGUUUUCCAGCCAUUUCCUGUUCAUUUCUAAACUCACUGGGGUUUUUUUGGCUCGUUAAUAAAAGACAUGGCUUUUUAAUUGAAGACAAAAAUUCACAAAGUCAGCAGCAUAAUAGUAAAAAAAAAAAAUCAAACAAAAAAACCUUUGUACAAAAUACUGUAAAUAUUAAUAUAAAUUAACUGGGCAUGCAACUGAAAUAAAUCCUAUGUUAUUGCAAGUUACCUGAGUGUAUAAAGGAGUGUAUAAAGGAAAACUGAAUGCCAUAUGUAUCAGCUGUUCCCUCUAACCAAACUCUACUGUAAAUAUAUAAUCUGUAUAAAAAAAUUUUAAUUUUACCAUUAUUUAUGCAAUAGAAAUAAAGUUUUUUUUUUCUUUU